AUAACUGUCAAAAAGAAAACGGAUCGUUGUAAUCUCAAGAACGCUAAAAUUUAUAAAUUUAAUAAGUAUUCUAUGGAUUUAGAAUAAAUACAUGAGUUGUACUUAACCAUUUUAACGAUGUUUUGGAGCGGAAAUUAUAUUGUAGUUAGGGAGUUAAAUUUUCUUCUCAAAGAAGAGAACGUAACGUUGACGCAAGUGUUGGAGGCGGAUGACAUCCUGCAGGAAUGCAAGGCGGACAACAAAGCGCUCAUACAGUUCCUCACAAAGCCAGAAGUGCUGGCGGAGCUGAUAACCCUCAUAACGGAGGAACCUCCCAAGAAUGUAGAGCUUGCCUCACAGUACCGACAUGCCAACAUUGCAUGUGAGGUGCUCACCAGUCACCUGUCCAUGCUGAGUGAUCGGCUCUCCAUGGAUGCUACACAGAUGAACCGGCUCUGUGACUUCAUCAACAAGGACCCCCCACUCAACCCACUGCUGGCCUCAUAUUUUAGUAAAACUGACUGCUACCUGUACCACAUAGUGUGCCUGCGAGUGCUGGACUUCUUCAAGUCGCGGCGAGACUUCCUGCCCAACCUGCUCCGCCACAUGUGCACCUCCGCCAUUGCAGACACCUUCAAGUACUUCAUCAGACUCGAUGACCUCUUCAAGAAGUCUGUCAUGGAGUGGUUCGAGGAGCACCAGUUCCUGGAGUGCCUCAUACAGAUAGUCUGCGGGACGUACGUGGCGGAGGACCAGGCGCCCCUCGAGUCACACGAGAAGGCCGACCAUGAACCCAGCGAGAAGACUGAGGCUGCUGAGGAUCGCAAGCCUGAUACAGGGGCUGGUGAAAAACAAGAUUUUUCACGCGACGAAGAAGUGGUGAGCGGCGAGGAGUUAGUGAGGACGCGGCGGGCCGCCGUGGCGUCGGCCAACGCCGCCGCGCUGCUCUGUGACCUGCUGGCGGCCGCCGGCGGCGCGCCGGGCGCGGGCGGCGCGGGCGGCCCGGGCGGCCCGGGCGGCGCGGGCGCGGCGGCGGCCCUGGCGCGGGCGGCGGCGGCGCGCGGCCCGCGCGCGCUGCUGGCGGGCGGCUCGGGGCCGGGGUCCGUGGGCGCGGGGACGGGGUCCGUGGGCGCGGGGCCGGGGCCCGUGGGCGCGGGGCCGGGGCCCGUGGGCGCGGCGCGCGUGGCCGUGGCGGGGCUGCUGGCGGCGCUGGCGACGUCGGAGGUGGAGGAGGUGGCGAGCACGCUGCUGACGCUGGGCACGCCGGCGGUGCUGCUGGACAUGUUCUUCCAGUACCCCGCCAACAACUUCCUGCACGCGCACGUGUACACGCUGGUCAAGAACGCGCUCAACAACCGAGUGUACCGCACUCAGUACGCCAGACACUUGUUGGUGGAGUGCGACCUGCUGACGCGGCUCAUGGACGUCUUCGAGGAGAACCAGAACAAUAAACGCGGGCCGCGCGCCGCCUACAUGGGCCACGUGCUGCAGUGUCUCUGCGUCUGCGCGCGCGCCGCGCCCGACGGCCCGCCCGGCCCGCCCGGCCCGGCCCCCGCCGGCCCGGCCCCCGCCCCCGCCGCCCGGUGGGCCGCCUUCCUGGACGCCAGCCUGCGCCCGCUGCUGCAGCAGCUCGACACGCCGCUGGUACGUACACUGGUAAACUGGUGCACUGGUACACUGGUACACUGGUGCACUGGUACACUGGUACACUGGUACACUGGUGCACUGGUACACUGGUACACUGGUACACUGGUGCGCUGGUACACUGGUACACUGGUGCACUGGUACCCUGGUACACUGGUGCACUGGUGCACUGGUACACUGGUACACUGGUGCACUGGUACACUGGUACACUGGUACACUGGUACACUGGUGCACUGGUACACUGGUACACUGGUACACUGGUGCACUGGUACACUGGUACACUGGUACACUGGUGCACUGGUGCACUGGUACACUGGUACACUGGUGCACUGGUACACUGGUACACUGGUACACUGGUGCACUGGUACACUGGUACACUGGUGCACUGGUACCCUGGUACACUGGUGCACUGGUGCACUGGUACACUGGUACACUGGUGCACUGGUACACUGGUACACUGGUACACUGGUGCACUGGUACACUGGUACACUGGUACACUGGUGCACUGGUACACUGGUACACUGGUACACUGGUGCACUGGUGCACUGGUGCACUGGUACCCUGGUGCACUGGUACACUGGUGCACUGGGCGGCUACUACCCGUCGGAAAACAUCUACGAGGUGGAGAUCAUGGCGGACACAAUGGCGGCCAACUACGACUUCAGCGACAUGGUGUCGGCGGGCUCGCUGUACUUGCCGGACGACGCCAACGCUGACGAUGCCAAUGAUGUAUGUGGCGCUAUUGACUCGUCGGCUGAGUCUCCCGACUUCAUAGCGGACGGACUGGGCGUUGACGAUGCGGACAAGAUGAGGGCAGCUAAGAGCAAUUUCCUAGAGUUGGCCAACCAACGAUUUGAUGACGAUAUGUGGGACGAGCCGUGUUCGGCAGAGGGCGCAGAGGACGAGCACGACGAGCACGACGAGCACGACGAGCACGACGAACACGACGAGCAUGACGAGCACGACGAGCUGGAGCCGAGCACGCAGCACGACGUGCUCGACGUGCUGCGCCAACAGAACCCGUGGGCCGCGGCGCCCGGCCCGGCGGCGGCCGCGGCGCCGGCCGACGGCUGGGCGCAGUUCUCCGACGACAGCGACCCCUUCGCGCCGCAGCCCGCGCCCGCGCCCUCGCCCGCCGCGCCCUCGCCCGCCGCGCCCGCCGCGCCCGCGCCCGCCGCGCCCGACGACGACUUCUCGCCCUUCUGGUCCUAUACCGACACGCAUGCGCACGAGACGGGGCUGGAGCCCGGGCUGCGCGCGCUGGAGCUGGAGGGCCGGCAGGGCGCCGCCCCGCCGCGCAUGGACGAGGCCUGCAGCGUGGAGCUGGCCAACAACUUGCUGACGGCCAUGUCGGCCAUGUCCGCGGACGCCAUCGCCAACAUCGUCAACGCCAACCUGGAGCCGGCCGAGUCGCAGCCCCCGAGCUGAUCGCUCGCCCACCGCGUCCCCGGCCGCGCCCCCGCGCCCGGCCGCGCCCCCGCCCCCGGCGGCCGCGCCCCCGCGCCCGGCUCGUUGCGAUACUCUCCUCUAGAUCUAUUCACCUUCAAAUUCUCGUAACGUGCGACUCCGUAAAAGACUUGUGAUCGAUUCCUUUAUACCUGUCUAUAGGAAUUCGUUGUGAUUAUCAGUGAUGAACUACUCGUAAGGCUCGCCGGUGAUUACGAAAUUUGCAUUUAUAUAUAUAUAUAUCGAAUUCGAUGUGUCUUACAAGUAAGUUUUUAAUAUAAAUCAGGGAAGAAAUCAUACUUAAGUAUUUCCUAAUCAUAUACUUGUAAUCAUUACUAGUUUAAGUAAAGUAAUACAAAUAUCAUAAACUAUUAGUAUUGAACAAAUGACAUAGAGAUAGUCUGUCAGUCUGUCAGUCGGUGUCUCCCCACGCGCCUGGCACUGUCACGGUGUGGACGUAGCGUGAACAUAGUGUGGACACAUUGUGGACAUAGUGUGGACGUAGUGUGUACACAUUGUGGACAUAGUGUGUACACAUUGUGGACAUAGUGUGGACACAUUGUGGACAUAGUGUGGACAAAUUGUGGACAUAGUGUGGACAUAGUGUGGACACAUUGUGGACAUAGUGUGGACGUAGAGUGUACACAUUGUGAACAUAGUGUGGACACAUUGUGGACAUAGUGUGGACACAUUGUGGACACGUUGAGGGCCCCUAGUAUGGACAAAGGCUGCGAUCACAGUCGCAACAUGUAUAUUUGUAUAUAGUACAUGUAAUUUGGACAAUUAUCGAGCUUUACUCCGUGUAUUAAAUUGUUUGAUAUUGUAGCGAAUGUUACUGAGCCACUCCGCACUACGCCUGUUACUGCGUUCUGUCUCUGUUGUUGUAAUAUUCAAGGCUUGAUCUCAGUGCCGCCAGUGGCCAGUAGCCGGUGGCCAGUAGCCGGUGGCCAGUAGCCGGUGGCCAGUAGCCGGUGGCCAGUAGCCGGUGGCCAGUAGCCGGUGGCCAGUAGCCGGUGGCCAGUAGCCGGUGGCCAGUAGCCGGUGGCCAGUAGCCGGUGGCCAGUGGCCAGUAGGCAGGCGGCAGGCAGAAGGCGCAGGCGCAGCUUUCUGUUAGUCGCGCAGUCCCUCGCUCCGCGUACUUAUGUUGCCGUAUGUUCCCGGCGACGCCUGUAUAGCGCUAUGCUAGGUAGCUCCUAGUGCUGGCUACUAGCUACUAGCUAGCCGCAACGCGUUCGCUUCCCGCUUAGACAUAGUUUGUGAACAUAUCCUCUCGAUAUAUCAAUAGGUUAGUAUUGAUUGGUUUCGUUCCCAUCACGUGGACUGCAAGAAUGGGUUUAGUAUUACACAGCAUGUCUGGUCGGUGCCAAAUGUCGCGAAUACUUGUUUGAUUCCUGUUUAAAGCCAAAAUGUGACUCGGGAUGCGCAAUAUAGUAAAUAUAAUGUUGUUUUGUUGAAUAAAUUAGUAUUGUGUAUAGCAUACAUUAAAUGAACCCCCCCCACACGUUGUGUACUGUGUAGUGUAUACAAUCCCUAGGAGGUACACACGUAAUGUUUUAAUAUAAUAUGUUGUCUAAACACUUGUACCACUAUUCACAAAUAUACAUUGCCUAGGUAUUGGAUACAUCACCUGUAGUAUGCAUAGUACCAGUAACAUGAGUACUACCAGAAGCAUGUACUGGGCUGUGUGUCAGCUAGUAGUAGUAUAGUGACGUGGGUCGUGGGGCGGGUCUGACUUAGCGAAUGUUAACAAUUGGUGCAAUAUAAUUGUUUGCAAGGAAUAUUUAUCAAUUGCCACACUAAUGUACACCUUAUAGCAAGUUGUUUUGAAUCUAAAUUGGAUUGAUUAUGUAACUUUGUUGUUUGACGAGUGAAGGCAGUGUGGCUGUGUAGUAAGUUGUGAACAUUUCAAUGUACCGCAGACAUAUUGAAGUCCAUAUCGUAUAGUCUACAGUUAGCUCACUACUCAUUCCCGGCCGCGGUACUUGUACACACGGACUGUCUGUGUGUGUGUAUGUUUGUAUGUAUGUAUGUAUGGUUGUUUGUUUGUUUGUUGUAUCUCACGGAGUACUGUAGUGUUAGCAUGGGACGCUGUGAACGUAACAUUGUAUUAGUGCAAUUAGUUGCCUUUGGGUCUUGUUGUCAAAUUUUAUAUUUAACUAAAUGUAAGCGUGUAGGUAAUGUUGUUGAUUUCGUAUCGUAGUCCCGGUACAUACACACGCGUGUCAAUACUGCGACACUCGACGUCCCGUAGCCCCGCGCCCCCUGCCGGACAGUAGCGUCACGCAGCUGUCACUUGUACGGCGAGUGUACAAGUUGGUUGGUUUUAGAUAAUUUACAAAAUAUAAUACAAAAGUAACUUUUGGAUAAAUUAGUCAAGUUUCUUAGUGAAAUAUACACAUUAGUGUUUUGUAUUGGGCGAGUGUGAUAACAUAUUGUGAUCGUUACGACUGCAUGUCUCGGUUCGCUUGCUCGAACACUUUGGACGACUUAUACAAUGUACAGGACUUUGUGAUAAUGUGUACGUUUUGGAUUUCUACUUCAGCUAACCGCGACCGUCCUCCAUGUUCUGCUUACUAGUCUACGCUUUGUACACAAGUUGUAUCUGUCGGCUGUAGCCAACGUUGUACCUCCAUCGUUGGUACCGUGGCCGCCCGUACGGUGGCCGCCGCGUACUCCCACUCACCUCGACAAAUGCUAUCCGCUGUUUCUCACAGAAUUUGUAAGGUAAAGUGAUUGUAACUUUCGAUUCCAUAAUUAGUAUGUUGUCUUUGAAAGCACUGCAAGUUGUGAUGACGUCUCGUGCAAUGUGCAUGUACAUAGUUCGUCGCGAUGUGAGACAGCUGUAGUGCCGUUCCAAACGAGAAUCGUGCCUUCCGGGCGACAGCGCCGCGCCCGACACGCCCGAGACAUAAUAAAUGCUCGUAUGUAUUCUAUUGUAUUUAUAUCAUAGUUAAAGUUUUAUUAAAAAAAGUUGCUCAAUAUAACUUGUUUUAUUGCGGCAGAUAUCCAAACAACACCAUACUUACGACACGACCUGUCCUGUUCCCGUCAUCCACUUUGUUAGUGAACCGAAGGUAUCGAUUAACCUACGAAAUUGCCGUUCUGUCUGCAGCUUUCCAAAAAAAAAAGGAAUUUUUGUUUGGCUUUUCAAAUUAAUUUUAUUAUAAUCAUAGAAUUAUAUUCCUAAACUAGUGUAUUUGUUUAUUAAUGUGUUACAUUUUUUUUAUAAAGAAACGUUGCCCCACACUAGGAUUAUCUAGGUGCGUUUACAAACAUACAAGUUCACAUACACAUGACACCCAGACCCGAAACAACAAUUUGUGGAACACACAAAGUGUUGUUCCGUGCGGGAAUCGAACCCGCGACACGUUGCACGGCAGCCGGUUGCCCAGCCACCGCACCAACCGUGCAAUCCACAAUGGCGGCGAAAACAGUUUUUUAUAAUAAUCUUUUUCUGAAUUUUAAGAAAAAAAAAAUUCUUAUAAUUUGUCUCUGAGCAAAGAACAUUUUUAUGAGCAUUCUUGGAUUUUUUUAUAGUGUAGUCUUAUGUAGGUAUAUUGCUCAUGUGAUUGUGGUACAGACUUCAGGAACUUGCCGUAAUCUUCGGCCGUUAGCUGUUUUUGAUGAACCGCACACAGAAGAUUUCGACUUGGGCACCCAGCGAUAUGUCGUAGUCGUUUUAUUUGUCGAAUUAUUGUAAUGCACUUCUGCAGAUUCAUUACAAGCAUUUUCGUUUACAAAUAACGUCUACGACAUAUCGAUGGGUGCCCAAGACGAAAUCUGGAGCUGUAAUUCUGGAGCACUGUUCGGAUUUUUUUUUAUUAACUUAUUUAAUUUUUGUUGAAUAUGAUAUAUAUAUAUUAAUAUUAUUUUUAGUUUUUUCAGUUUGUGAGGGUGCUUUAGGGUUAUCUAUUUUAGUAUCUAUAAUAACGUAAGCAAAAAUACAGACGAAAAAUAAAUAAUUGUAGUAACAAGAGUCAAAAGACUGGCACAGGGUGUACUUUUUGUGGUAAACACAUGAGUCAUUGUAAUUUAAAAACUGUUGGAACUUUCUGAAUACCUUGUGUCAUUUGAUCGCCGACUUCAGGGGCACCUGUAUAGUAAUAUUGUUGGUUAAGGAGCCGUCUCCUCUGGUUCGGUGAAGGCGGGAUGAGUAGACAAGAUAUCGUCACAGCUUUAAGGCUCCGAUCUGGACACAUGCCUCUUAAUAGUUUCGGAUUCAUGAUGCAUAAAGUCGAAUCACCAAAUUGUGCUGUAUGUGAUGUUGUAGAGGAUGUGCAACACAUUUUGUAGGAAUGUUGACGUAUUGAGUCUCAGAGGAAUCAGGUUUUUAGUUUUAAGAGCCUUAAUAUUGGUUUUUAUAACAGUGUUUUAGCGUCACCAUUGUCAUCUGACGCUAGAAAAUUGUAUAGUUUAAUUAAUUUGUGUUUGAGCUUAAGGGAUAGUUAAACCUACAAAAGGUUUAGCUGCUUUAUUUUUUUAUUGAAUUUUGUAUCCUAUAAUAGGGCUGACAUUUUCCUCUACGGAAAAAAGCCCUUCUUAUUAAAUAAAGAUUUUUUUCAAAAAAAGGAGCCGUUCAGCUAUUAGAGGUACCAGUCCAGCAGGACCGGACUCUGUUAUUUUUAAGUAUUUCUAAUUAGGAAUUUCUACUGUUUAUAUGCAGGUAUUGAAAUAAUAUGUAGUUAGUAACUUUAGUAGUAGUAGAGCUUUACUCAGUACUCGUAUCUACGUGAGCAAUCCCUCAAGAUAGUAGUUACUCCAGAUUUGUAGUUGACUGCGGAAACAAGCCUGCAAACAAUUUCUGUAAGUAAUAAAACAACUCGAUACUUUGAUAUAAUUUUAUUUUCAUAUUUUAUAAUUUAUUUAUAUAUAAUGACUAUAAUAAUCAUCUACCAAACUAAAUAAUCAAUAUAAUUCAACAGCAUCCAUUAUAUACAAUAUGUAUAGUUUUAUACUUGUUUAUGACCCUCGUUUCUGAACGAUCAGACAAGAGACACUCGUCCUCUGAUCAUACAAAAUCAUAUUGAAAUGAACUCUACACGUCGUCGUUACAUAACAAGUAAUAAUUUGCCACAAGAUUUUUGUUUCUUUUAUUAUUUAUUUACAAAUACUUAUAUUUAUAUUUUAGUCCCAUAAUUUCCAAAUGAAUCGUCAGCGUGUGUAAUGGAACCGUGGCGCGCCAGCAGCGCUAGUCGCGUUACGCAGACUGCCGACUACAUGCAACGAACUUCCUCUACCAGUAACAAGUAAUAGAAUUGAGAAACUUAACUUGUCAUUUACAUGUAAAUAGUAAUAAUAUUGCACGGAGCAUGAGGUACAUGGCGACACGAGGCGACACGAGGCGACACGAGUGACACGAGGUGACGUCACGAGGACUAGACGCGCAUGGCGGGCGCCGUCUGCCCGCAGCCGCGCCACUGUACGGGGCUGCGGACACACGGCUCAUAAUAAUAUUCAUUACAUUCAAAUCAAUUUUACUGUAUCAACAAUGAAACUUGGUUUCAAUAUUUAUAUUUCUAUGAUAAAAAUAAAUUCUAUUAGCGAGCAUUGUAUGUAUAGAACUGUCGGCUAGACAUUCGUCCUAGAGACUGAUCAUUCCUAUGCAGUGUUACAUGACGCAGAGAAAUAAUACUUCCGUUCUUACAAUAUUUAUGAAUAUAUAUCAUAUUUAAAGGUAAGUAGAAAACGUGGAAAGCAGCAUCUCAAAACUAUAUGAUCUUACCAUAAAGUCAGAUAAGGUGAUAUAUAGGUACCACUGAUAUGCCAUUCGAAUACAAUGCGGCGGCGGCGGCGCCAUGCCGGCGUGGGUCCGCUUAACCGAAAUAAGAGUACGUUAAUUACGCUUUAGCUAUUUAGUCUGAUUGAGCCAUAAAAUUCUGUAAAAUUUAAUAUGAAAAUAUUCCUUGAAUAAAAUUCGUCCGAGACGACUACGUAACAAAAUAAUUUGGUUAAAACAGUGAUACAGGAAUACAGUACAGGUGAUACAGUUCCAAUACAGGAACAGCGCGUGACGAGCACGUCCGCCCUACAUCAACUCAUUACGCGAUUACUAUUCAUUUUGUAUUCAUUACGUUAUCCAUUAAUUAUACCAGGAUGAACAAUAGAAGAGUACACAGUUUGGCAUCCGACAUCAUCCGUACAUGGAGUAUAUCUGCAAAUAAAACUAAUUACAAGGUGAACUAGCACAGCUAAGGGCUACUAUGUUGAAGCUAAGUAAGUAAGGAAGGCCAUCGACUGAGACACGCGGGUACAGUCGCGGCGCGCGCCAUGUAGUGGCACAGACAGGACAGAUUAUUGCCGCGAUACACCGAUACAUUACUACUCGACUUACAGCGCCGACUGACUGGACCACUGCCACGUGGCACGCGGGCCCAGUCCCUCGCCGCUCACUUAUACAAUACCGGCGAUAUACAACGUAGCUUUAUAUUACUAUUAAUUUAUACAUGAUAGUUAUCGCUUUUUUACUCUGUAUAAUUUUAGCUAGCAACACCGAUACGACACCGAUUGGUCUGGUUCCUGCGGGCUGGCGGCAGCGACAGCCCGCAGUAUUGCUAUAACGCGACGUACUCUGAUACAACAUACGACAAGUGCUACAGGCAGCAAGGAGACGAGGCGCUCGCGACAACUUGCGGCGCGGCGACACGUGGGUCGAACUGAAACGAAACUACGCGUCUGCUGUCAAAGUAAUCUCCAGUGAGAAGUAACAAAAAUUAUUGUCAUCCAAUGCUUAAACUUCCAAUCUUUAUAAUUUAUUAUUUUCUUUAUAUUAUUUUACCUACUUUAUACAGAUCAACAUCGUCGACUAUCCUUACACAUUACACUUUAUUGUAUCUAUAAAUGUACACCUACGUGUAUGUAAUAGCAACAUUGAAUUAAUCUCCUGUAGCCGAGAGCUGGCAGCACUAGUCUCGCAGUCGCGACGUUAUUGUAUAGUUAUAUAACGAAUGGUCGGUCGUAGCUUGCUGCAGGGGACGCAGGGAGCAGGGCGACAUGCUGCAGCUACCGGCGGGACACUACUGUAUUACUUGUAUAAAAAGAGUUUUAAGUAAAUUAGUAUUUAUGAAUGGUUUCGAUUUAUUUACAUUAUCACAUCGCUCGACCGAAUGCGGAGCGAGCCGGCCGGGGCGUCGCGUACACACUCCGACAUCGAGCGGAGUCGGGGACUUCGCGGAGUAGUUUGUGCGUUCGACGAGACCGCGCGCCGGGAGCCAGGCUGCGGGACUGAAGCGAUCGUCGCGCUAUUACAAUAUCAGAAUAAAGCACUCUGUGGCAUUCAACGACAGCCAGAACCCCUCGCGGAGUCGAGCCCGCGGUCGGCCCGGCCCCGGGGCGCGGCCGCCUCACAGCUGGUACCACUUCUUGUCCUUGUACUUGAGCAUGAGCUGGUGCGCGGACGACGAGAACUCGGCCGCCUGGUUGUGCAUGCGCUCCGUGCGGUCCUCCAGCUGGGACAGCUUGUCGCCGCGCUCCAGCACGAGCUGGUGCGCGCGCGCCACGUCGGCGGCGGCGGAGCCCGCGCGCGCGCCCAGCGCGUCCAGCGGCGCGGCGCCGCCCGGGAUGUGCUUGGCCACCGUGCGCAGGGGCUUGCCGCUGCUCUCGCCGACUGCAACCAGCCACCACGUUACACACGAGGCUUGUGUUAUAUCUAGUCAUAGCUCGUUGUGGAUACUGACAUAGUUCCUCCCGGUCGAGAGGCCUGGCGCCGCCGCCGAACAGUCCCCGGAAGAAGCUCUCCUUGGGCGGCUCGGGCAUGUCGCGCGGCAGGAACAGCUCGCCGAUCAUCUCGUUCAGCUGCUGACUGUAACAUGAGGACAGGACGUGACGUCACCACGCGUCUCCAUACGGAGCAAGGCCUGCUGGGCCGGUGGCCGAGUAUAUACUGACCAGAACUCGGCGUCAAUGGUGAACUUCUGUACUUCUGUAGGGGACGCUAGAUACAGGCCGUGACCCCUGUUGCUGAAGCAGAAAGUCUUCGCGAUCCUGCAAUACCACACACGAGGAACGUUUUACAAGAGGAGUCGCGAGGUACAGGCUGGCGUUUGUAUGUUGCGUAUAUAUUGUUCAUAGUCCAAGAAGAAAGAGAAGGUAGACUCAUAGACCAAGAGCGAAGUUGUUAAAGUGGGGGAAAGAUGUCUAUCAAUUGAAACGUCUCACCUGAUGUAUCCUUGCGUUCCACGGUCGGGAGUCUAUUGGACAAACUUUAUUCUAACAUAUAAGCGUAACUAUGGAGUUCUAUCGCGACUACUCUAUGACAGGAUCGACAUUGAAAUGAAAAAUAUAACAUCCAAUAGCGAGCAUGCUGCAAGCGAAGAACGAGUAAGAACAACACGAAACAGAGCAGAGUAGCAGCCCAGCCAGGAAGUAGGAGACUAGGAGAGGUCUCAGAGAGUGAGUGUGAGGGUGAGUGCGUGUCACUGUACACGAGUGUGUGUGUGUGUGUCGGGACAGGGCCGGACCAGCACUAGGGAAGCACACGUGCAGGGCAGCUCCGGGGGCAAAUCAUUUGGUACCGCGCGGCGCGGCGCUACGCCGGCCUCGUACGACAUAACUUGCGAUGUCACUCGUAUACGACAAGGUGUGUCGCCAUGUAACAGAUAAUUUUGCUUUGAGUCAUGUUUUACAUCUAUCGCCAAUUUUGGUAGUCGUAGUAAUUCCGUAGCGCGCAAUGAUUUGCCCGUGGCCGAGCGGAACAUCAAUGAUAGAGAACAGGCGAGGUCGGGGCGGGCAACUAUGGGCUCGGGGAUGAGGGGACGAAGCAACUGUCAACGUUACAUGAAUAUGUCUAGUAGGCAACAGAGGCCGGAGUGAGCGACUCCACAUGACAAGUGACGGUACGUGGCUAACGCAUGUCAUCUGCAUGGACGGCGACUUACUGGUCGGUGUCCUCGUUAACAAUGAGCUGCUGGCCCCAUAUGGACAGCAUUGGGUCUACGAUACCCCUCUGUUUGGACUGUGUCUGGAAGCUACCAGGAACACAGACAGCAGUGAGCGCGUGAUCGCCGGCGCGUCCCGCCCUUGUGUGGCGCCCCCGGCCUGGCGCCCGCCGGGGCCCGCGGGGCCAGGGCGCCAGGCCGGGGGCGCCAACACUGGGCUCUCACAAAGGCGAGGCACGCGCACGUUAGUAAUCCAUCAUUGUUCUAAGGGUGAGAAGUUAGAUGUAAGAGAUGCAGGGCAGUACACACUAUCGUAACAUGGUCGGAGGGCUAGCGCGGGGCGUGUCGGUGGCAUUCCGUGGCGUAGUGUCGGGUAACCGGUGUGUAUGUACAUCCACAGACAUUUGCAGCACCAAAUAAACAGUUGAGUUGUUAGAAAGUGAUACGGUGUUUUCUCAUAAAGUCGCCAGAGCGGCGCAUUGUAUAGAACGUGUAUUGUGUUAGAGCCUUCGAUCGGUUACUUUUUAACUGAAAAAUAGAAGAGUGCCAAAUAUCGGAAGCACAGGUGGUGCUCGACAGACUGCAAAAUUUUGUCUAGUUCUAGUAGCCGCGAGCUCGAUGCGUCGUGUCUCAUGUAUAAGAUGACACCGUCGCUUGUUUGGCGCAGACCCGCGUCGCUUGCGGGGCGCGGCUGGGGUCAGCCGGAGUCGGCCGGGGUCGGCCGGGGGCCGCGUGCGGUGUCUUGCGCCAAACAAGGCUACGUUUCUAACAUCGAUCGUUACUGUACAGGAAGUCUGUCGUUAGGCUCCCAAAUGAUAAAAUAGCGAAUGAUCGGUAUAGCUAAAACCUUAUGACCAAUAUAAUGAAUGCGAUAACCGUAAACAUGAAAUAUCUCCUGUAGCCCAAGUAGCAUUCAACAUGAUAAAACUGCGAAGCUAAUGAUAAAAGGUAAGUACUAUAUUAUAAAACAAGCCGUUUAUCAUUUAGUGCCUUCUUUUGGUGCAUAGAAAUUGUCUAAUAGUGAUCUGUGUGGCGCCGGUCAGUCAUUCGGAGAGUGCGACUCGGGCGCGGGGUCGUACGGCGCCACGUGCCGUCCCGGGACCGGGCCGGGACGUGGCACCGCCCGACCGGGCCGGAAUGGGCCAGCCUAGGCCGGAUUACGUUGAACUGGCGAGCACGUACCCGAGCUCUGACAGCGGCAAGAAGUCUACGUCGACCAGCGGCCGCAGAGACGGCAGGCUGUAUGCCACCAGGUGGCCCGUCGACAAGUAGUUCACCAAGCAUACACUGUCUGUAAGCGAUACCUUCAUCGUUAUUAUCUGAAUUAAUAUAGCUUUGUUGCCGGUAAAUUUCAUUAUUAAUGUUGAAUGCACCUUUCAAGCUAACAAUCUCGGCCUUGACGACGAAGUCAGUCUCUACGAUCUGUUGCCUGUAGACACAGUUCUGGCUGGGCAGCGCCACGACGCGCGCCUGCUUCUCGGAGGCCACGACGACGAACUGUCGGUCGCCGGCCAGGUCCGCGCCCGGCGUGGGGCUCAUGCGGCUCCCACUGCUGGACGAGCUCUGCUUCGUGGGCGUGCGCUCGCGCCGGUCUCGCACCUACAACAUGUGUCUGGGGUAAAUACGGAUAGUGACAAGUUAAAAAC
Messenger RNA from Spodoptera littoralis (African cotton leafworm), 13588 nucleotides. The record is from the annotation of a GenBank genome assembly. Lineage: Eukaryota; Metazoa; Arthropoda; Insecta; Lepidoptera; Noctuidae.